UAACACCACUUUUUAAAACAAUUUUUCUCUCUCUUUCAUUUCUCUCUUGCUUAUUUCUCUGAAAACAACCAGUGUAAAGGUCGAGUGUCGUUUCCCGCGUGAAAGUCAGAAAAUCCGGACCCGUUUAACCUAGCAUCCGCCACUCUAAUUCAACCACGUCCGGCAUCACUGUACGGGCCAGCAACCGCCCGCUCCGAACUACUGCGAACGCCGCGUACAGUUCUCUCCGAUGGCCCCUUCUUCUCCGAGUAACAGUUCUCUCCAACCUCUUUCAACCGCAGAGAAUGAUCUCCAGCCAUUCUUUGUUCUACAUAAAGCUUCACAUCAGUGGAAGGAUAGAACAUCAGCCGGACAAGGAAAACCUCGCAAGAGAAAUAAGCUUUCUCUCAGAUCGUCACAGAGUGCAAAUGAACCGGAAGGAAGUUCAGCCGAAGAAUGUGAUCGCCAUUUGUGUAGAAAAAUGAAGAUUGAGGCUUUUGAUAUUGUUUGGACAAAAAUUGAAUCUACCAUUAAGGAUGUCUUGAGAGACAUUAAUGCUAGUGUAUUCAAUGAUAUACAACAAUGGGCUAUGGAGUGCUUUGAUACUACUAGAUUGGUUGGAGAACCUAGCAUUGCUGAAGCAACUCGGUCUUUUCCUGUUCUAAAUAAUACUACUCCUUUGAAGUUGUACACUGCAUUAGUUAUUACCAGAAACAUAGAGUUUGUUGAUGAUAUAAUGACAUUUGAAGAGCUUGGCCUUUUCUUGAAAUCCCAUGGAUGUCAUGUGGCUAUGCUUUCAUCAAUGGAGUUUUCGUUAAGAAAUGGGAUUGCUGGUUGCUUGAAAGCUUUAUUGCGAGAGUUUCUAGGGAGUUCUUUCGAUUCACCUGAUAUACAAACCUUAGCAUCAUGGUAUAGAGAACAAGACAACUACAAUAAGCCACUAGUGCUGAUAAUUAAUGAUUUGGAAAGGUGUUGCGGAUCAGUCUUAACUGAUUUUAUCCUGAUGUUGAGUGAAUGGGUUGUCAAGGUGCCAAUCAUCUUAGUAUUUGGAGUUGCAACGACAGUGGAUGCCCCAAGAAACAUUUUUCCAUCACAUGCUCUUGAGUGUUUGUGCCCUUCUAUGUUUAUGCUUGGAACUCCAGCUGAGAGAAUGGAUGCAAUUGUUGAAUCUGUUUUUAUAAAACAUUGCACCACAUUUAAUAUUGCUCAUAAAGUGGCGCAGUUCUUGAGAAACUACUUCAUCAACCAGGAUGGGACAGUAACAUCUUUUAUAAGAGCUUUGAAGGUAGCAUGUUUAUUACACUUCUCUAUGGAACCUUUGAGUCUCGUACAAGGGAGAGUUAUCGUUGAAGAUCAGUUGAGUAAUUCUGGAUUAUCACCUGAGACAAUGAUGAAAUACUUGGAGGAACUUCCAUCAUAUGCAAGGAAUAAAGAGGUUGAUGAGACUAAGAAGAGCAUGGCUGAGGGUUUGUCAGAAUUGCUGACAGUGAAGAAACUAUGGAGCACUGUGGUUCUUUGCCUAUAUGAGGCUGGAAAGUAUAGCGGAGUGCGGCUGCUGGAUUUGUUUUGUGAAGCACUCAAUCAAGUUUUGUAUCCAUCAAAGGAUUCUGUUUGUAAUAAGAGGGAUGAAAAAGACCAUGGCCUGUCCUCAUCAAAUGAUCCCUGUCAGCAAUAUUCCAUCAUGCAAAGUGGAGGUUGUAUUUGCCAGAUAGUACGCAAAGUGAGGGAUCUCCCUUCAGGAAAGCUAGAUCAAUUGAUUGAGAGUUGGGAAAAACUUACAGAAGAUAUUUCAGAGAUUCAUGAGAAACUGAAAAUUUUGAAAUCUUCAAUAAGAUGUAAAGAUGGAAAGAGUUCACACAGGAAUUCCAAGGACAUUUCCAAGAGAGGUGUGUCCAAGGGUUCUAUCAAUAAUGAUAAGGACUCAAGAAUGUCAAACUUGCAAGCUAUCGCAUUUCUUGAUGAUUUAGUCAGAAAUUAUUUGAGGCCCAUUGAAGGAAUACCGUUCCAUGAAAUUUUCUGCUUCAAGAAUGUUGAGAAGCUUCAACUGGUUUUGAUUGGAGAUCCAAGGAGAAGGAUUCAAGUUGAUCUGUUGGAGUUCCAUAAUAUUUUACGUUGUAGUUGCUGUAACAAGAGUGGCAAAGCCCUAUUGCCAUCCAUGCAUGAUUCCUCAAUUAUGUAUUCGCUGGCUCAAGAGCACGGAGAUCUUAUCAAUCUUCAUGACUGGUUCCAGUCUUUUAGAACAAUUGUUCUUCAACAUACAAAUAAACGAAAACAAAAGUCGAAGCAGACUCCUCUACCCAAGAAGAGACAAGACACAAGUAGAUCUGAAGAUCAAAAUGAAGCGUCAAUUCAAGCGCGAUUUUGCAGGGGAGUUACAGAGCUGCAGAUCACUGGACUAGUUAGAAUGCCUAGCAAGAGACGUCCAGAUUUUGUACAGAGAAUAGCAUUCGGAAUUUGAAUACAGAAUUCACCUGAUUACUUUCCUCAUUUAGUAGUUUAUCUAAGUAUUCGUGAUUCAAUAUGAUAUGAUAAUUAGUUGAUUGAUGCCUACGAGCUUCGCCCCCUCAAAAGAAGAAAGGUAUAACUGGAAAUAGAGGUAGAGAGAACUGUCACCAUGUUUAUUAAAGAUUUAUAAAAAUUAUUAUUUUUAUAAGUAAAAUGUAAUUUAUUUAGAUUAUUAUUUAGUCAAGAAUAACGGGUUACACCUAAAUUUAAUGUUAUUAUUGAAAUUGUCUUUGUUCAUUUAAAUUUAUUUAAAAUCGAAUACAAAAUUAAACUAAUAAAAUUGAAUAUAUAUAAUGUAUUUCGGAAUAAUUCUUUUAAAUAAAAUGAGUCGGAUUGGAAAUAAAUUGUCUGUAAUAAUCCUUUAAAAAAAGAGGAAUAUGAACAUUUUUGAGAGU
Molecule: messenger RNA, 2879 nt
Organism: Vicia villosa (hairy vetch)
Lineage: Eukaryota; Viridiplantae; Streptophyta; Magnoliopsida; Fabales; Fabaceae
Product: origin of replication complex subunit 3-like
Exons: 17
Coding region: 230-2437 (735 amino acids)
Biological process (GO): DNA replication; DNA replication initiation
Cellular component (GO): nuclear origin of replication recognition complex; nuclear pre-replicative complex; DNA replication preinitiation complex
Molecular function (GO): DNA replication origin binding
Source: RefSeq, a predicted model, not a curated record